AUGGCAAAACGACAUCUCAACGACGAUAGUGUCGCUCGCAAAAGACACAAACCCACAACCGAUCACCACCAACCACAGCUCAGCCCCCUCACCAUUGACGUGAUGCCUCGCCUACACAGUCAGCGCAUUUACGAAGAAGCGGAGGGCUCCUAUAAUAAAGGCCAGCGUUAUCUAGCCAAAGGAGAUGCCAAUCUACGCGAAAUGUUGCCGACCAGUGACGGGCGAGACAUGAAGUAUGAGCACUUCACGCCCGUUCAGCACGAAUCAGUCAACACUAAGACUUUCGACGAAGCUAUUGUCAGGGUUAGAGAAUUUGAGAGGAAAGAGAGGUUAUGGGAGGAGGAGAAGAUGGCCUGUAAAGAGAAAUGCGGCAAACAGGCUCGGGUGAUCCAGGAUCUGAAGAAGAAGAUCAGCAAAUUGAACCGCAAGAUCAAACAUCACUAG
Messenger RNA from Fusarium venenatum, 444 nucleotides. The record is from RefSeq and is a predicted model, not a curated record. NCBI's taxonomy places the organism in Eukaryota, Fungi, Ascomycota, Sordariomycetes, Hypocreales, Nectriaceae.